Molecule: messenger RNA, 3210 nt
Organism: Hibiscus syriacus
Lineage: Eukaryota; Viridiplantae; Streptophyta; Magnoliopsida; Malvales; Malvaceae
Product: putative transcription elongation factor SPT5 homolog 1
Exons: 22
Coding region: 88-3192 (1034 amino acids)
Biological process (GO): translation; regulation of DNA-templated transcription elongation; transcription elongation-coupled chromatin remodeling
Cellular component (GO): ribosome; DSIF complex
Molecular function (GO): structural constituent of ribosome; mRNA binding
Source: RefSeq, a predicted model, not a curated record
GGGUUCCAUUUCUCCCUUCCUUCAACAUUUCAGAACUCUCAAGUCAUCAACAAAAGGAAAUCUCAGAGCACUGAUUGAGUAACUGCGAUGGCCAGACGAAGAGAUGAGGAAGAUGAUGAUGUUGAUGACGAAGAGUACGAAGACGAGGAGGAGCAGUUGAUGGACGACGAGGAUUACGACGAGGAUGAAGAUGUAGGGAGAGGUCAAGCUGGUUCAAGUAAGAAGCGACGCAGAUCUGAUUUCAUCGAUGACUUGGCGGAGGAGGACGACGAGGAAGACGAAGACGAUGAGGUUUACGUUGGCGGCGGCAAAAAGCAUAGCAGGGCUCCGCGUUUUGGCUCUCAGUUUUUUGAUCUUGAAGCACAGGUGGAUAGCGAUGAGGAAGAGGAAGAAGAGGAGGGCGAAGACGAUUUCUUGGUUGACAAUGGAGCUGAUAUACCUGACGAAGAUGUCGGUAGAAGGAUGCACCGUCGCCCAUUACUGAGAGAGGAUGAACAAGAAGAUGUUGAAGCUCUUGAGAGAAGCAUUCAGGCAAGGUAUGCAAGAUCAAGUCACACAGAUUAUGAUGAGGAGACAACUGAUGUGGAACAGCAAGCACUUUUACCAUCAGUAAGAGAUCCAAAGCUAUGGAUGGUGAAAUGUGCGAUUGGUCGUGAACGAGAGACUGCUGUUUGCCUCAUGCAGAAAUUCAUUGAUAAAGGAACUGAAAUGCAAAUCAGGUCUGUUAUUGCUCUUGAUCACCUAAAAAAUUACAUUUAUGUUGAAGCAGACAAGGAAGCCCAUGUGCGACAGGCUGUCAAAGGUCUACGUAAUAUAUUUGCAACAAAGAUAAUGCUUGUUCCAAUUAGAGAAAUGACUGAUGUUUUAUCAGUUGAAAGCAAAGCGAUUGAUCUUUCAAGAGAUACCUGGGUCAGAAUGAAGAUUGGAACAUAUAAGGGUGAUCUUGCUCAAGUAGUUGACGUGGAUAAUGUGCGGCAGAGAGUCACUGUGAAAUUGAUUCCUAGGAUUGACUUACAGGCUCUUGCGAAUAAAUUGGAAGGAAGAGAAGUUGCACAGAAGAAAGCCUUUGUCCCUCCUCCUCGUUUUAUGAAUGUUGAUGAAGUUAGGGAACUCCAUAUUCGUGUAGAGCGCAGGCGAGAUCCGGUUACUGGUGCUUACUUUGAGAAUAUUGGUGGCAUGUUAUUUAAAGAUGGGUUCUUGUACAAAACAGUGUCUAUGAAGUCAAUUAGUGCUCAAAACAUAAAACCAACUUUCGAUGAACUCGAAAAGUUUCGGACACCUAGCACAAGUGGAGGUGAAAUGGUCUGCUUGUCAACUUUGUUCUCAAACAGGAAGAAAGGCCACUUCAUGAAGGGUGACGCAGUUAUUGUUGUCAAGGGGGAUUUAAAAAAUUUAAAGGGAUGGGUUGAAAAGGUUGAGGAAGAGAAUGUCCAUAUCAGACCAGAAAUGAAAGGCCUUCCAAAAACUCUUGCUGUUAAUGAGAAAGAGCUGUGCAAGUACUUUGAGCCUGGGAAUCACGUGAAGGUUGUGUCUGGGACAAAGGAAGGUGCAACUGGCAUGGUUGUCAAGGUUGAGCAACAUGUGCUCAUCAUUUUAUCUGAUACAACCAAAGAACAUAUCCGUGUUUUUGCUGAUGAUGUUAUUGAGAGCUCUGAAGUAACUACUGGUAUUACAAAAAUUGGAGAGUAUGAGCUUCAUGACCUUGUGCUACUAGAUAACAAUAGCUUUGGUGUAAUUAUACGUGUAGAAAGUGAAGCAUUUCAGGUUCUUAAGGGUGUCCCAGAAAGACCAGAGGUUUCUCUUGUAAAAUUAAGGGAAAUCAAAUGCAAGCUUGAGAAGAAAUUUAAUGUGCAAGACAAAUACAGGAAUACUGUUUCUGUGAAAGAUGUGGUUAGGAUCCUUGAAGGACCUUGCAAAGGGAAACAAGGCCCUGUAGAGCACAUAUAUAAAGGAGUAUUGUUCGUGUAUGAUCGACAUCACCUUGAGCAUGCUGGCUUUAUAUGUGCUAAAGCCGAUUCUUGUUGUUUAGUGGGAGGAUCACGUUCUAAUGGUGACAGAAAUGGUGGUUCUUUGUCAAGAUUUGGUGGCUUCAAGGCUCAACCCCGUGUACCACCUUCACCGAGGAGAUUUUCUAGGGGAGGAGGUCCUCCAUUCGAUUCCGGAGGUAGGCACAGAGGUGGAAGACGAGGCCAUGAUGCUUUGGUUGGUACUACUGUGAAAAUUCGCCAGGGUCCUUAUAAGGGUUACCGUGGACGUGUCGUAGAUAUUAAAGGUCAAUCAGUUCGAGUUGAGUUAGAGUCUCAAAUGAAAGUCGUUACAGUCGAUUGCAAUUUUAUAUCUGAUAAUGUGGUUAUUUCAACACCCUACCGUGAUACAUCCCGGUAUGGUAUGGGAAGUGAAACACCUAUGCACCCUUCACGAACUCCUUUACAUCCAUACAUGACUCCUAUGAGGGAUCCUGGAGCAACACCAAUCCAUGAUGGCAUGAGAACACCUAUGCGUGACAGGGCCUGGAAUCCUUAUGCACCGAUGAGUCCACCCAUGGAUAAUUGGGAAGAAGGAAACCCUGCCUCUUGGGGAACCAGUCCUCAGUAUCAGCCAGGAAGUCCUUCAAGGGCAUAUGAAGCACCUACUCCUGGUUCUGGUUGGGCUGGUACUCCUGGCGGUAAUUACACCGAGACUGGAACACCAAGAGAUAGCAGUUCAGCUUAUGCCAACGCUCCAAGUCCUUAUAUGCCAUCAACACCAAGUGGGCAACCAAUGACACCAAGCUCGGGAUCCUAUAUUCCGGGUACACCUGGAGGGCAGCCAAUGACACCAGGAACUGGUCUUGAUAUGAUGUCUCCAGUAAUAGGUGCUGACACUGAAGGACCAUGGUUCAUGCCAGAUAUUUUGGUCAACGUUCGUAAAUCUGGAGACGAGACUCUUGGAAUCAUCCAAGAGGUGUUUCCGGAUGGGCCAUGUAAGGUAGCCUUGGGGUCACAUGAAAGUGGUGAUAGUGUAAUCGCAAUGCCAAGUGAGAUGGAGAUAGUGCCACCAAGGAAAUCGGACAAGAUCAAAAUCAUGGGUGGCUCACUUCGCGGUGCUACCGGUAAGCUAAUUGGCGUGGAUGGCACGGAUGGCAUUGUUAGGAUAGAUGACAGUCUUGAUGUCAAGAUAUUAGACUUGGUUAUACUUGCAAAAUUGCACUAAACCACCUCUUUAACUCUA